AAGCAAAGUAUCCGAAGCCAACGGCGGAGUAGAUCACUCCAUGGUGGAAACACGUGUCGUUGGAGGAAAUACAUACGAAGUCGUUGAAGGGAAGGUUGAUUGGAGGGGACGACCUGCUUUGCGACGGCGACAUGGCGGUGUUGGCAAUUCGUUCUUCAUUCUUGCGAAUUUCGGGCUUGAGAACAUGGCCUCGUUGUCUCUGGCCGUGAACCUGAUCCUGUACUUCAUGUUCGUCAUGCACAUCGACCUUGCCGAGGCCUCCAACCUGCUGACCAACUACAUGGGCACCAGCUACAUGGUCGCCGUGCUCAUCUCCAUCUUCGCGGACGUCUUCGUCGGCAGAUACAUGACCGUGAUCCUGUCAUCUCUGGUCGAGCUCGUGGGGCUCGUGCUGCUGAUGCUGCAGGCGCGCUCCGACCGGCUGAAGCCGCCCUCUUGCAAGUACCCCGUGGACCCGACGUGCCAGCGGGUGCACGGCGGCAACGAGGUGCACCUCUACCUGGCGCUGUACCUCAUCGCGAUCGGCUCCGCGGGCAUCAAGGCAGCCCUGCCGGCGCACUGCGCCGACCAGUUCGACGAGAAGCACCCCGUGGAGAAGCUGCAGAUGUCCAGCUGCUUCAACUGGCUGCUGCUUAGCCUCUGCACCGGCGGCGCCAUCAGCGUCACCGUGUUCGUGUAUAUCCAGCAAUUCAAGGGCUGGGACAAGGGGUUCGCCGCCGCCGCGGGCGCGAUGGGCCUCGCCGUCGUCGUCUUCAUCGGCGGCAUGCCGAGGUACCGCUUCGCCACCGUGCAGGGCAGCAGUGCGCUGACGGAGAUCUUCCAGGUGUACGUCGCUGCAUUCAGGAACAGAAACCUGCCGCUCCCCGAGAACCCCGACGAUCUGUACGAGAUCAGCAGGAGCAAAGCUUCCCCGGACACGGAGUUUGUAGCGCACAGGGCCAAGCCGUUCAGGUUCCUGGACAGGGCGGCCAUCGUUCAGACACCCAAGGAGGAUGGCGCGCCGAACCCGUGGCGGCAGUGCCGGGUGACGCAGGUGGAGCACGGCAAGACGGUGCUGGCCAUGGUGCCCAUCUUCUGCAGCGCCAUCAUCAUGGGCACCUGCCUGGCGCAGCUGCAGACCUUCUCCAUCGCGCAGGGCAGCACCAUGGACAACCGGCUCGGCAAGCACUUCCAGAUGCCGGUGGCCUCGCUGCCCAUCAUCCCGCUCGCCAUGCUCAUCUUCGCCGUGCCCAUCUACGAGCAGCUCUUCGUGCCCUUCGCGCGCCGCCUGACGGGCCUCCCCACCGGCAUCACAUACCUCCAGCGCGUGGGCGUCGGCCUCGUGCUCUCCAUCGUGUCCAUGGCCAUCGCGGCCGGCGUGGAGGUGCGGCGCAAGAAGGUGGUCGCGAGGCACGGCAUGGUGGACAUGAUCCCCGGGCUCGACUACCUCCCCAUGUCCUGCUUCUGGCUGGCGCCGCAGUUCGCCGUGUUCGGCGUCGCCGACAUGUUCACCUACGUGGGGCUCAUGGAGUUCUUCUACUCGCAGGCGCCCCGGGCGCUCAAGUCCAUGUCGUCGUCCUUCCUGUGGUGCUCCCUGUCCUUCGGCUACUUCAUGAGCACCAUCAUCGUGCAGGCCGUCAACGCGGCCACCCGCGGCGCCAGCGGCGGGUGGCUCGCGAGCAAGAACAUCAACCGCGACCGCCUCGACCUCUUCUUCUGGCUGCUCGCCGUGCUCAGCACCCUCAACUUCUUCAACUACCUCUUCUGGGCAACUUGGUACAAGUACAAGCCCGCGGUCCCGCCACAACCCGAGGAGGAGCAGCAGCUGCAAGUGUGAUGCGUCGUGUCACGUCUCCAAUCCAUUUUCACACAUGCACACAUCUACUUGAUAGGCCUGAUUUGAUGAUCCCAUCCAUGAACUGGGAACCAUAGUUACACGCAUGCAUGCUACUCAUGAGUUCCAAGCUAGCUAGAUGGUUUGGCCUUAUUACAAUUUACACACUGCUCGACUGCUCGGUCGAACAGUCA
Messenger RNA from Panicum virgatum (switchgrass), 2007 nucleotides. Its product is annotated as protein NRT1/ PTR FAMILY 4.3-like. Bases 41 to 1816 code for a protein of 591 amino acids. Lineage: Eukaryota; Viridiplantae; Streptophyta; Magnoliopsida; Poales; Poaceae. Gene Ontology annotation, cellular component: membrane. Gene Ontology annotation, biological process: transmembrane transport. The record is from RefSeq and is a predicted model, not a curated record. The transcript is spliced from 6 exons. Gene Ontology annotation, molecular function: transmembrane transporter activity.